AUGUCUAUAAAAAUUUUGUUCAUUGCUUUAAUUUGCAUUAAAAUAAUUUUAUUUAAAAUUACUUAUGAAGAACAUAUACCAUAUUCUAAUAAUGCAUCUUUAAUAGGUCACAUAAAUUUUAUUAUUCCUAUAUCAAAUUUAAUAAAUAAUUAUAUUCUUCUUUCAAGUUUUAAUGGAAAUGUAGCAUUACUAAAUUAUAAAACAGGUAAACCACAAUAUGUAAAAACUCAUAAAGAAGAUGAAAAAAUAAAAAAACUAUAUGGUAAUGAAAAAUAUGCAAUUGCAUUAAUUUAUAAAAAUAACUUAGAAAAAGAUAUAAACGGUAUUUUCAUAAAUGAUGAAAAUAUUUAUUCUUAUAUUAAUGUGUAUAAUAUUGUAAAUUCAUAUUUAUUGAGCGUUUUUGAAUAUAAGAAUGAAAUAAUAGAAGAUUUUUUAAUAAAAGAUGAACAAAUAGUUAUUCUUUUUAAUAAUAGAAUAGAUAUUGGUAAUAUAAUUGAUAAUUCAAUAUAUUCAAUAUAUUUUAAAGAAUUAAAUUUGAAUUCAAUUUAUUUAAAAGUAAUUUUAUUGGAAGAUAAUAUUGUAACCUUAUUCUAUGUAGAUAAGGAUUUAUAUUGUUAUAUAAUAAGUAUUGAUAAAUUAAAUAAGAAUAUUAUCAAUUUAAAUAAGAUUGAAGAACUAAGAUUAAAUAACAAAAUUAAUUAUUACGUGAGUGUAUAUAAUAAAAAUGUAGUGAUCAUAUAUAAUAAAAAAUAUUUAUACUGGAUAGAAUUAACAAAUGAAGAAAAAAAAUAUUAUUAUAAUUAUAUGAUUAUAAAUAAUAAUGAUGAAGAGAAUAUAUUUAAGAAUGAAAUAAUAGAAAAUAAUAAAUUUAUAAAAGGAGAUGAAAUGGAACAAUGGUAUACUAGUAAUUAUAUUGUUAUUGAUGUAGGGGAAUAUAAAUUAAUAUAUAAUUAUUUUGAUAAAAAGAUGAAUUUUAUAAAAAAGGUAACAAAUGGUGAAAUUGUAGGAUACUAUGUUAAUAAAUAUAAUAAAAAAGAAAUGAUAUUCGCAAAAGAUGAAAACAAUAAAAUAAUUAUUAAAAGUACAAAUGAAAUGGAAAAUGAAAAAGCAUUAAAUAUAUUAAAUAAAAGUAAUAAUAUUUAUUAUAAUGGAGAAAUUAUAGUAGGUAUAUAUAACUCAGAAGAAGAGAAAAAUUAUUAUUUUAGUGUAUAUAAUGAUUCAUCAUUCACUGUGUAUAAAGAAAAUAAUGUUUUUUAUUCAAGAGAAGAAUCAUUAGCAUAUAUUGAUCAAUUAUAUUUUUACAAUUUUCAACACUUAAGAAAAAAUAGCAUAAAACAUUCGUAUAAUAUUCAAUUACAAAUAUUGAAUGAUUUAAAAAAAUAUAUAAAAAAUAAAAUAACUUCAUUUAAUAAGCCCUUUAUAGAAGAAAUAGUUAAAAAAAAAGAAGAUUCUUCUCUAUUUCCUUUCAACUUUUUUUAUUUAUCAAUUGAAGAAAAAAUGAAUUUAUUAAAUAUUUGUAAUAAAAAAAAAUUAAAAAGUGAUGUCUUAAUUAAUUCUAAAAAGGAAACAAACAUUUAUGAUAAAAAAAAUACUGACUAUAAAUUUACCAUGAUGAAUAGUAUGCUUGAGGAUUCUUUUACAAGAUUUUCUCUUCAUCAUAGUAGUAAAUAUGCUGGAAGUUCUGUUAUUCUUGUAUCCACUUGUAAUAAUAUAAUUUUUGCUUUUCAUUUAUUUACUGGUUUGAUUUUAUAUAAAAUUGAUGGAAAUAAAUUUCAAGGAAGAGGAAUGUUUUCAUUAAAAAAACAUUUAUGUUCCUUUAGUAUGAGUAAGAAUAAUUGGUCAGAAAUUGAAAAUGGUAAAAAAUUAAUAUUUAUAAAUAAUAAUAAUAAUAAUAAUGACAGUAAUAUUAUUUUAAAUUCAAAGAAUGAAUUACAUGUAUUUAAAAAAUUUUCAAAAGAGUCAGUGAUAACUAUUUUUAAAAGUGAUAAGAGUUCAUAUAUUUUAAUAUUUGAUAUAUUAUAUGGGGAUAUUAUAUUUGAAAAAAAAAUAGAUUCUUUUUUAAUUCAGAAUUAUUUUGUUCUUAAAAAAAGUUCUUCCAUUAUAGCUAUUGAUAAUUUAUUAAAUAUUAAAAUUGUAAAUGUUUUCAAUAAUGAGAUAGAUGAAGAUAUAAAUGAAAAACACCUUUUUUUUUAUAAUAUAAAUAUAUCACAAAAUUAUAUAGAAGGGUAUAGAUUAAUUAAUUCAAGCCAAAAAAAAAAUGAUCAAAAUAAAUUAAGUUUAAUAAAAACCUAUUCAAUAAAUAUAAAUGAUGAGAAACUUGAACUUUUCGCAAAAUCAAUAACAAAAAAAAAUAUUUUUUUCCCCAUUAAAAUAAAUAAAGAUGCUUCUAUUUCUUAUAAAUAUAUUAAUGAUAAUAUAAUAUCAUAUAUUACAAGAAUUAAAAGUAAAGAAAAUAUUAUUUACACCUUAUAUGUAGUUGAUGGUAUUAGUGGUAGUCUUAUAUACUCAAAAAUAUUAGAUAAAUAUAGCAAGCCCCCUUUUCAUGUGGUUAUAAAUGAAAAUUAUGUUAUUUUAAAUUAUUUUAAUGAGAAUUUAAAUAAAUAUAUAUUUCAUAUUAUUGAAAUAUUAUUAGAUAAAAGUGAUCCAGGAUUUCUAAGUAUAAUAACGUCUAAAAAAGAAAAAUUUGUUGAUUUAUUUGAUGAACAAAAAAUUGUAAUUAAUGAAAAAAAUUAUAUAAUAGAUCAUAAUGUAAAAUCAUUUAAUUUUACUGAAACAAAAAGAGGAAUUACCAAUAAACAUUUAUUACUUUUACUAGAUACUAACAAAAUUUCUUCACUUAAUAUAACAGAUGAUCAAAUUAAAAAUCAUUAUAAGUAUUUUAACCAAUUUAUUACUCAUACGGAUAUUUUAUAUAAUGCAAAAGGAUUUAUAGCUAAUGAAAGUUUAUUAGAAUCAACUACAUUAUUAUUUUCUUGGGGAAACUAUCUUUAUUUUACAUAUUAUCAACCAAAUGGGUCAUUUGAUACCAUUGAAAACUUUAAUUUUCUCUUAUUAUUAUUUUUAAUUAUUUUAGUUUUCAUAGGUACAUACCUUUCAUAUGUUAAAAGAGUAAACAAAAAGUUAUAUAUAGAGUGGAGCUAA
Molecule: messenger RNA, 3141 nt
Organism: Plasmodium gallinaceum
Lineage: Eukaryota; Apicomplexa; Aconoidasida; Haemosporida; Plasmodiidae
Gene: EMC1
Product: ER membrane protein complex subunit 1, putative
Exons: 2
Coding region: 1-3141 (1046 amino acids)
Biological process (GO): protein folding in endoplasmic reticulum
Cellular component (GO): EMC complex
Source: RefSeq, a predicted model, not a curated record